This is a messenger RNA of Callorhinus ursinus (northern fur seal), 1198 nucleotides long. The record is from RefSeq and is a predicted model, not a curated record. Lineage: Eukaryota; Metazoa; Chordata; Mammalia; Carnivora; Otariidae.
AUGUCCCGCAAGGCGAGCGAGAAUGUGGAGUACACGCUGCGGAGCCUGAGCAGCCUCAUGGGCGAGCGGCGCAGGAAGCAGCAGGAGCCGGACGCGGCGAGCGCGGCCGGGGAGCGCAGUCUCCUGGCGGCCGCCGAGUCGAGCGCCAGCCUGCAGAGCGCGGGUGCGGGCGGCGGCGGCGUCGGGGACCUGGAGCGCGCGGCGCGGCGGCAGUUCCAGCAGGACGAGACCCCCGCCUUCGUGUACGUGGUGGCCGUCUUCUCCGCGCUGGGCGGCUUCCUGUUCGGCUAUGACACCGGCGUGGUGUCGGGGGCCAUGCUGCUGCUCAAGCGGCAGCUCAGCCUGGACGCGCUGUGGCAGGAGCUGCUCGUGUCCAGCACGGUGGGGGCGGCCGCCGUCUCGGCGCUGGCCGGCGGGGCCCUCAACGGCGUCUUCGGCCGCCGCGCCGCCAUCCUGCUGGCCAGUGCCCUCUUCACAGCCGGUUCCGCGGUGCUGGCCGCGGCCAACAACAAGGAGACACUGCUCGCCGGCCGCCUGGUCGUAGGGCUUGGCAUCGGCAUUGCUUCCAUGACAGUGCCCGUGUACAUUGCUGAGGUCUCCCCGCCCAACUUAAGAGGUCGAUUAGUCACCAUCAAUACCCUCUUCAUCACCGGAGGCCAGUUCUUUGCGAGUGUUGUGGAUGGAGCCUUCAGUUAUCUCCAAAAGGAUGGAUGGAGGUACAUGUUGGGACUUGCAGCAAUUCCAGCAGUUAUACAGUUUUUUGGCUUUCUCUUUUUACCUGAAAGCCCUCGAUGGCUGAUUCAGAAAGGACAGACUCAGAAGGCCCGUAGAAUUUUAUCUCAGAUGCGUGGUAACCAGACCAUUGAUGAGGAAUAUGAUAGCAUCAAAAACAACAUUGAAGAAGAGGAAAAGGAGGUUGGCUCAGCUGGACCUGUGAUCUGCAGAAUGCUGAAUUAUCCCCCAACUCGCCGAGCUUUAAUUGUGGGUUGUGGUCUACAAAUGUUCCAACAGCUCUCAGGCAUUAACACCAUCAUGUACUACAGUGCAACCAUUCUGCAGAUGUCUGGUGUUGAAGAUGAUAGGCUUGCAAUAUGGCUGGCUUCAGUGACAGCCUUCACAAAUUUCAUCUUCACGCUCGUGGGAGUCUGGCUUGUCGAGAAAGUGGGCCGCAGGAAGCUUACCUUCGGGAGCUUAGCAG